Brassica rapa (field mustard) is the source of this 2128-nucleotide messenger RNA. RefSeq lists its product as uncharacterized. NCBI's taxonomy places the organism in Eukaryota, Viridiplantae, Streptophyta, Magnoliopsida, Brassicales, Brassicaceae. The record is from RefSeq and is a predicted model, not a curated record.
CUCUCUCUCUCUCUCUCUCUCUCUCUCUCUCUCUCUCUCUCUCUCUCCACCUUGAAUGUUGAUCAAUUCAUAGAAGGAGAAGCUCUCUGCUUUUGUUGCUUCUCUCUUCUCUCAAAUUGAGAAACAGAGAGACAGGGGCAGAGAGAGACGCCAGGAACAGAGUUCCCGGAGAAACAAUCGGCUGAUUCAACCCAAAUCGGGGAACUGUAAAUCAACUCGUGGGUUUUGGUGGGUUUCUCUUAAUUUUUCAGAAUCCGGAGAUAAAAUCUUGAAUUUCCCCCACAAGAUGUUUUGGUUUGGGUGUGACUGUUUCUACUGGAGCAGAGGAUUCUCCGAGCUUGAUUCGGAGCCGUCCGAGCCAAAGCCCUUCUCUCUUCCCUCUCCUCUUCCUCGCUGGCCACAAGGUAAAGGUUUUGCCACUGGAAGAAUAAACCUAGGAGAGAUAGAAGUGGUUAAAAUCACCAAGUUCCACAAACUCUGGAGCUCUGAUUCUUCACACAAAAAAUCAAAAGGUGUAGCAUUUUACAGAGCCGAGGAAGUUCCACAAGGUUUCCACUCCCUUGGUCAUUACUGCCAGCCAACGGAUAAGCCCUUGAGAGGCUAUAUACUCGCCGCUCGCGCUAGCAAACCCACCAAAACCGAUGAUCCACCACCCCUGAAGAAGCCUGUGGGUUACACUUUAGUUUCGAGUGUAGAUGGUGGUGGUUACUUCUGGCUACCUAACCCUCCUGCUGGUUACAAAGCAAUGGGAGUCAUAGUAACAGACAAGCCAAAGGAGCCUGAAACGGAAGAGGUUAGAUGCGUAAGAGAGGAUCUCACCGAGAGCUGUGAAACCUCUGAGAUGAUACUUUCCAAGAAGUCAAACCCUUUUAGCGUAUGGACCGUGCAGCCUUGCGAGAGAGGGAUGAGGGCACAAGGAGUCUCCGUUGGGACAUUCUUCUGCUGCACUUACGAACUAUCAUCUCAUGAAACGGUCCGUGACAUCGCCUGCUUAAAGAAUCUUGAUCCGACCUUACACGCAAUGCCGAACCUCAACCAAGUCCAUGCUGUUAUCCAACACUACGGACCAACGGUCUACUUCCACCCUGAAGAGACUUACAUGCCUUCAUCAGUACAAUGGUUCUUUAAAAACGGAGCUUUACUAUACCCACAAGGCGAACCGAUCAGCUCCACAGGGUCGAACCUACCUUCCGGAGGAAGCAAUGAUCUGGAGUAUUGGAUCGAUCUCCCUGAAGAAGAAGAAGCUAAGAGCAAUCUCAAAAGAGGAAACCUCGAGAGCGCUGAGCUUUACGUCCAUGUGAAGCCAGCGCUCGGUGGAACGUUCACUGACAUUGUAAUGUGGAUCUUCUGCCCAUUCAACGGCCCUGCAACGCUCAAGAUUGGUCUCUUCACUUUACCUAUGACGAGAAUAGGAGAGCACGUGGGGGACUGGGAGCAUUUCACUUUCCGAGUGUGUAACUUCUCCGGGGAGCUUUGGCAGAUGUUCUUCUCUCAGCACAGCGGCGGAGGGUGGGUGGAUGCGUCUGAGAUAGAGUUUGUUAAAGGUAACAAACCUGCGGUUUACUCGUCUAAGCACGGACACGCUAGCUUCCCUCACCCGGGAAUGUAUCUACAAGGCUUGUCCAAGUUUGGGAUUGGUGUGAGGAACGAUGUUGCGAAGAGUGAGUACGUUGUGGAGUCUAGCGAGAGGUAUGUGGUUGUAGCGGCUGAGUAUUUAGGAGGUGGUGUGGAUGAGCCGUGUUGGUUGCAGUAUAUGAGAGAGUGGGGGCCGGUGAUAGAGUAUGAUUCAGGGUCUGAGAUUAGUAAGAUUAUGGAUCUUCUUCCUUUGGUUGUUAGGUUCUCGGUUGAGAACAUUGUGGAUUUGUUUCCUGUUGCUCUUUACGGAGAGGAAGGUCCCACGGGGCCUAAGGAGAAGGAUAACUGGGAAGGAGAUGAGCUUUGUUGAAAGAAGAAGGCAUAUUUGUUCGGUGUGAAUCUUUGCUACUUGUGUUGUGUUGUGUAUGAUGAUGAUGUUAAAAGUAUCACUACUUUGUUGUUUUGUUUCUAUACAAACUUCAUAUACAUGAGUGGCAGGUUGCUAUAUUCUAACAUUGUCACAUGUUGUGUCAUUGAACAGGUUCAUAGAUUA